Conger conger (European conger) is the source of this 4554-nucleotide messenger RNA. RefSeq lists its product as uncharacterized. The record is from RefSeq and is a predicted model, not a curated record. Lineage: Eukaryota; Metazoa; Chordata; Actinopteri; Anguilliformes; Congridae. Bases 511 to 1191 code for a protein of 226 amino acids. The transcript has 3 exons.
GCUCGCAGCAGAUGCACUCUACCGUCCGUCCGACCGUCCUGGAACAUCUUCAGCUAGGUUACAUUGACAUUUUAUACCAGUAGCCUACCUAUUAUUUAAAUAGUUUCAGAACCAUCACUGAUUAUGGGGGAGGAAAUGUGUUUAUAAGAACGCUAUAAUAAGAAUUAGUAAGAAGUUGUUUCUUUCUCUCUCUACUUCUCACGGCUUUCUGAAAGACCGUGGGGAUUUUCGAGUUUUUAAAUCGUGCAGCGGUGAAGGGCUAUUGUUGUCUACUAUGCGUUAAACUUUUACAGACUUUUUACAGAGUCUUUAUCCCGUCUUGUGCCUGGACAGUCGCUCUAACGUCAGUGUGAUUGGAAAUAAGUUACAUUUUAACUUCUCCAACCGGAUGUCUGGCAGUCAGUAUGGGCAACUUGGGAAUUUGACAGUAUUUCAGACCUUUCUUUUUUCAGAAAUGUGACAUUUACUUAUAUUUUAGUGUGCCCUGAAUAGAGUACUACCGCAGACAGCAUGGGCAGCGGUGGUAGUAGGGGAAAGAAGGUUGCACCUGCGUCUGUAACAGAAGUAAACGUGUAUGAAACAGAGAAGGACGGCGAUCAGAAAGACGGUGGCUUAUUCAAGCCUUUCAAAAUUCAGAAACUGGCCGACUUCAAUCGGUCCUGGAGCGGAGCGCGACCUGACUGCCACAGUGAAGGAAACGACUCCGAAUUUUCAGCGGAUGACGACGAUAUUGAGGUAGAACUGGAUCGAGUGAUGGCUGAGUAUGAAACCAGGCGGUUUAAUUCCAAAAAGGGCUCACUGAAGAAGUCUUUUGAGAGGAGUGAAACGUAUGGAUUUUGUAACACCAGCAGAGCGUGUGGUGGCGAUCUCACAUCUACUCAUCGGUUUCACAGCUCGGAACCGCCUGGAAGGACUCACCACUCUAGUAACACUGGUUCUGUAAGAGCCAGCGACAAGGAACUAACUACCAUCACCCAGCCGUGGAAAAAUACACAGUAUGACCCCAAAAGCCACAGCAGAACGUUUCAGGACCCACCGGCACUUCGCAAAUCUGAGGACCAGGAUCUUGCUGAGGAGACAGCCCUUGUCCCCGGUUGUUGUGACGCGCCUGAUGGACUUACCCUGCCCGUCAUCCUGUAUAACGGAUCCGAAGAGGAUUUGAUGGAAACAAUCGAAAGGGAAUUCAGUUGAGAAAUCUCUCACAAUCUCCAGUUGUAUUUUACUUUCUAAGGACUGGCUGAAAUUACUACGUGUGGAGAGUAGUGGUACUGUGGAAGAAAUAAUUAUUGGCUAAACUAUAUAAUUAUUUAAAACUGCAUUGCGCACGUGCCUAAAACGAGCAUUGUCCAAUAGCUUAUGUGAACACGUUUUAUUAUUCAUUUUGAAUGAACGAAAUAUGUGAGUAUCAUGAUCAACUGCAAAGCUUAAAGAUUUGUGUGCUCAUGAUUGCAUGCACACAACAAGCACACAUACGAAUAUAUUAUAUAGCCUAGUUACAUAAGUUACCAGGUAAAUUAAAAUGGCAAUGUUGUGUAAGUAGCUAAUUAUGCCUCUGUAAACACAUUAUGAAAUAUUCAGAUGAAAAUAGUUUUCAGUUCUGGAGCACAGCUGGGCUGUUGGCUUUGUGUGCAGGGCACUACGUUGUCACAGGUCAGUGGAGGUCUGGCAACUCUGAAAGUUCCAGUUGCCACUGGUUACUGUGACUCACCUGUAAGUACCAACACAGGCACAAAGCUGUUUUCUAUCUGCGUUGCUAUGGUAAUGUGACUAGGCUACUCUUGGGGGAAUAUUUAACAAGAGCUAGUCACCCUUCCGCAAGUUAAUCUGGUAAAUGUUUACUUAUUUUCAUAUAGAGUUGAUGUUAAUAGUUAUUUCUGUUUGCUGGGGGGCAAACAACAGCCUUGCCAUUAUUUUUUUAUUUUUAUGACAGUUUCAGUUCUUCUUUUUGAACCAAAUAUAUUUUGUAAAAUAGAACCACAAAUGUUACCUCAGAAAAUGUAAAUAAAUAAAAUAUUUUUGUUGGGUUACGUAUAAAUAAUACAUCUGUAUAAGACACUACUUCUGCCUGCUCUUACGAAGCUGGAAAUGUGUACAAGGCUUCAGGAGAAAUAUAUUCCAUAUGCUGAAUUCAGAGGAGAUUUUCCUUAUUUGUUACAGACAAAUGUUGGGUACAUUUAAGGGUACAGAUGGAAUGUUUUUCUUGCCUGGUUGGGGAAGGUAUGUUGGAAUGUAUAUUUGAGGUCUGUUUCCUGCCCACAAUUGCUCCACUCUGCGCCCCCUUCCUGUUAGAGGAAUUUGCAGCAGCAGAAUGGCUCAGUACUCCCAUUGCUGCCAGUUUGCUUACAGCUCGUGCAGACCAAUUCCAUCCCCACUCCACACUGCCACCACGUGGACAGUUGUGGUUGUUCCUUAUCACUAUUCAUUUACCAUUCUUGUUUUGUAUUUUCCAGAAACUAUAUCAUACUUUAUAUAGUACUUUAUAUAGUACUCAUUGUACUUUCAUUACCAGGAUUAUCAUUAUGAUGUAUUAUCAUAACUUUACUCAUCAUCUACAUUUUUGUAUUUAUUCCUUAUGGGAACUGAAACCUGGUUGUUGUCUGGUAAUUAUGGGACUGUAAUGUGAAGCUUUACCAGCUUUUUACAGAAUAAUAUUGGAUUUUAUUGUAGCAAGUGUACAGUGCAGUCUAAAAGUAUUAGUCAAUUGGCUGAUCAAAUGUUUCUUGGACAGGUGUGUUGUCUAUUUUAAUUGUUAGUUCAUGCAUUAAAGAGAUAGUACAAGGUCUAGAGUUGAUUCUCGGAGUGCCAUUUGGAGUCUGUUGUUGUUGUCUCUCGACAUGAGGACCAAAGAGGUGUCAAUGCUAGUAAAGCAGGCCAUCAUUAGGCUGAAAGAUCAAAAUAAAUAAUUCCGAGACAUAGCCAAAAAAAUAUGUGUGUCAAAAGAAACAGUUUGGUACAUUGUUAAGAAGCAAGAACACACUGGUGAGCUCAACAGUUACACACAACCUGGUAGACCACAGAAGACCAGUAUAGUGGAUGACAGAAGAAUCAUUUGAAUGCUGAAGAAAAAUCCCUUUGUAACUGUUCAAUUGAUCAAGAACUCCAGGAUGUAGGUGUAGAUGUGUCAAAGAUGACCAUCAGGAGAAGACUACACUAGCAUAACCUCAAAGAGUUCACCACAAGAUACAAACCCGUGGCAAGCCUCAAGUAUAGAAUGGCCAGAUUACAGUUUGGAAAAACCUACAUUUAAAAACCUUUAGAGUUCUGGAUAGAUGAGACAAAGAUGAAUCAGCACGAGAGUGAUGGAAAUGGGAAAGUGUGUGCAAAAAAAGGAACAGCUCAUGAUCCAAAGCGUACCGCCUCAUCUGUCAAACAUGAUGGAGGUAGUGUUAUGGCUUUGGCAUGUAUGGCUGCCACUGGAACUGGCUCUCUUGUGUUCGUUGAUUAUGUCACUGCUGAUGACAGCAGCAGGAUGAAUGCUGAAGUUUCCAGAAACAUCUUGUCUGCUCAGAUCCAAACAAAGCAAUCCAUGCAUCAAAACUGAUUGGACGAUCCUUCAUCAUGCAGUGUAAGACUGAUCCAAAACAUACAGCCAAAGUGAAAUGUUCUGAGCAUGCAUUUUGCUUGUUGAAGACCAGACUGAAGCCAAAUCGCCACCAGAACAAGCAGGAGCUGAAGAGGGCUGCAGUACAGGCCUGGCAGAGCAUCACCAGGGAAGAUACACAGCAUCUGGUGAUGUCUAUGGGUCAUAGACUUCAGGCAGUGAUUGAUUGCAAAGGAUUAUUAAAUAUGAUGACUUAUUUCAGUUUGUGUUUGUUUGUCCAAUUACUUUUGAUCCCCUAAAAUUGAGGGGUCACAGUCCAAAUACAUACAAACUGCACUGUACACUCGCUACCAUUAAAUCCUAUAUUAUUCUGUAAAAAGGUGUUAAUGCAUUACAUUACAGUCCCAUAAUUGCCAGGUCUCAUUUCUAAUAAGGAAUAACUAUUGUUUGUUUGCUGGGGUACAGAGCGAAAACAACAAAAAAUGUGACAAUAUCUAAAUACUUACAGACUGCACUGUAUUAAAUACAAGAUAUGCGAUAACAGAAGCAACAACAGCAAUAACUUGGGCACAGAGUUCCCAGUAACACUAAGUUUAAUGUUUAAUGUGAUGAAAAUUUUUAACGAAAAGUUAAGACCUUGGCAUAUUAACCCAUGUUAAAGUUUGGUGCAUGUAAUUCUGGGAGAUUAAGGGCUGAUACUGGGUCUGGGUAAAUCUUCCUUAACAUCUCUCCAGAUGUUAUAAACCUAAAAUAUAUAUGUAAAAAUAAUAUUGAGACAUGGUUCCUGCAAACUGAACAAUUUUAAAUUGUGCUAUUUCCAUCCUAAGGGUACUAUUAAAAAAAUGAGGUAGUGGCUUACAUAUUUGAACAAAUGGGUGCUCAGAUCAUGUUGUACCACUGUUCCCGACAAAAAUCUAUUUAGAAUCAAAUAGCUUGUAGGAAUAUUUAAGUUUUAAGUUCAUUUUGGUAAAUUAACUAGGACAAACUAGUGGUUUGUUACUGUCAAAUUUUUA